CCUUUUUGUGUGUCUGUGUGUCCGUUUGUUUCUUUGUUAUUAGCUGCCGCCUGGAAAGGUGGAAGUCAUGGCGCUCCGUGUUACUAGGAACAUGAAGCUCAAUGCUGAGAAUAAACUGAAGAGCAAUGUCCCAGGUGCCAAGAGGGUGCCUGUACCCACUGCUCCCUCCAAGCCUGGGCUGAGGCCAAGAAUGGCCCUGGGUGAUAUUGGCAACAAAGUGUGUGAGCAGCAGCAGCCACCUCCAUCGAAAAUACCUCUGAAAAAGGAAGCCAAAGCUCCUAUAGCAAAAGUAGCUGCUAAAAAAGCCCCCAAACCAGUAGAAAAGAUGCCUGUGCCUGAACCAGUUAAGGAAGAGAAACUAACUCCUGAGCCUAUUAAGGUGGAUUCUCCAUCCCCAAGCCCAAUGGAAACGUCUGGGUGUGCACCUGCAGAAGAGUUUCUGUGCCAAGCUUUUUCCGAUGUCAUACUUGCAGUGAAAGAUGUUGAUGCAGAGGAUACAGCUGAUCCAAACCUUUGUAGUGAAUAUGUGAAAGAUAUUUAUUGCUAUCUUAGACAACUUGAGGAAGAGCAGGCCAUCAGACCAAAAUACCUGGUGGGUCAAGAAGUCACUGGGAAUAUGAGAGCCAUCCUAAUUGACUGGUUGGUACAAGUGCAGAUGAAGUUUAGGUUGCUACAGGAGACUAUGUACAUGACUGUGGCCAUUAUUGACCGAUUUAUGCAGGAUAAUAGCGUGCCUAAGAAACUGCUGCAGCUGGUAGGUGUUACAGCUAUGUUCAUUGCCAGCAAGUAUGAAGAGAUGUACCCACCUGAAAUUGGGGACUUUGCCUUUGUAACUGACCACACAUACAGCAAGCACCAGAUUCGGCAGAUGGAAAUGAAGAUUCUAAAAGCUUUAGACUUCAGUCUGGGUCGUCCUUUGCCCCUGCACUUUCUACGCCGAGCAUCUAAGGUUGGAGAGGUUGACAUUGAACAGCACACCUUAGCCAAAUACCUGAUGGAACUCACAAUGGUGGACUAUGAUAUGGUCCACUUCCCUCCUUCCCAGAUUGCAGCAAGUGCAUUUUGCUUGGCAUUGAAAGUCCUCGAUAAUGGUGAAUGGACUCCAACUCUUCAACACUACAUGUCUUAUACGGAGGAGGCCCUUCUUCCUGUAAUGCAACACAUGGCUAAGAAUGUGAUCCUGGUGAACCGAGGGCUUACAAAGCACAUGGCUAUCAAGAAUAAGUAUGCCAGCACUAAGCAUGCAAAGAUCAGCACUAUUGCACAGCUGAAUUCUGUAGUAAUUCAAGAUCUUGCCAGGCCACUAACAAAAGUGUAACUCUUGAUCUUGAACUGUAGUGAAAUCUGCAAUAAAAUUGGCACCAUGUGCCUUUUUGUACAUAUUAUAACUCCCAAAUAUUUGUCAUAAUAAAGUUUUCUUUUGUCCCUUUUA
This is a messenger RNA of Phascolarctos cinereus (koala), 1432 nucleotides long. It is a transcript of the gene CCNB1, whose product is annotated as cyclin B1. NCBI's taxonomy places the organism in Eukaryota, Metazoa, Chordata, Mammalia, Diprotodontia, Phascolarctidae. Gene Ontology annotation, molecular function: cyclin-dependent protein serine/threonine kinase regulator activity. The record is from RefSeq and is a predicted model, not a curated record. Gene Ontology annotation, biological process: mitotic cell cycle phase transition.